Molecule: messenger RNA, 747 nt
Organism: Staurois parvus
Lineage: Eukaryota; Metazoa; Chordata; Amphibia; Anura; Ranidae
Source: the annotation of a GenBank genome assembly
AUGUGGGAGUCACUCAUGCUACAGGAAAGCCAUUACUACAAGGACAUCCUACUUUGGGAUUUUCUUGAUACUUUCUUUAACUUAACACUGAAAGAGAUUCACUUUCUUAACUGGGCAGAACAAUUCUGCAGCAACGUUAAGUUUGUAUUCAAAGGAGACACUGAUGUUUUUGUCAAUGUAGAGAAUCUGAUUAGUUACUCACAGACUCGAGAUCCUUCCACGGACUUGUUUGUUGGUGAUAUUAUAAAUCAUGCUAAGCCCAUACGAUCAAAGAAGAGUAAAUACUUCAUACCAGAGACGAUGUAUGGGUUAGGCAUGUACCCUGCUUAUGCGGGUGGGGGAGGAUUCCUAAUGUCAGGCGUGACCAUGAAGAAACUCUCUAAAUCCUGCAAGGAGGUGGAGCUCUUCCCAAUAGAUGAUGUCUUUCUUGGCAUGUGCUUACAGAGAGUUAACAUCACGCCGGUGCUACACGAAGGGUUUAAAACUUUUGGAAUUACCAAACCCUCAGCAGCCCCCCAUCUGCAAACAUUUGAUCCUUGCUUCUACCGGGACUUGAUGGUGGUACAUAGCUUGAAGGCUGCAGAGAUCUGGCUUAUGUGGAAUCUACUCCACAGUCAACAACCACCAUGUUCUCAGAGACAGCGGAUAAAGAAACUUUUUCAUUGGAAAAAAAAUAAGGCAAAGCAAGCAAUAAAAGCAGUUACAAACCAAAGAAUGAGCACUGCUGUCUCAGAUACAGGCUCAUAG